This is a messenger RNA of Plectropomus leopardus (leopard coralgrouper), 985 nucleotides long. Lineage: Eukaryota; Metazoa; Chordata; Actinopteri; Perciformes; Serranidae. The record is from RefSeq and is a predicted model, not a curated record.
GUGUGGUUAGUGUGGACAGACAAGACCAAUGAGAGACAGGAGAAGAGCAUCAGACAGCUGGCUCAGGAGGCGAGACAAGGAAACGCUCACGAUGAAAACGUCCUCACCUAUUACAGGUACCAGCUGAAACUCUUCGCCCGAAUGUGCCUGGACCGUCAGUAUCUGGCUAUAGACGAGAUCUCCAAGCAGCUGGACGUGGAGCUGAUCUUCCUGUGCAUGAUGGACGAGACGCUGCCCUUUGACCUGCGCGCCUCCUUCUGCCGCCUCAUGCUCCACGCCCACGUCGACCGAGACCCUCAGGAGCUGGUGACACCUGUCAAGUUCGCCCGCCUCUGGACCGAGAUCCCCACCUCCAUCACCAUCAAAGAUUAUGACUCCAACAUGGACGACAGCAGAGACAACAAGAAGAACCGUUUCUCCAACACGAUGGCGUUCAUGGAGGAGUACCUCAACAACGUGCUGAACGAAGAGCUGCCGUUCCACAACGAGGAGAAGAACAAGCUCACGUACGAGGUGGUGAGUUUGGCCCGACAUUUGAUCUACUUUGGUUUCUACAGUUUCUUUGAGCUGCUCCGACUCACCAGAACCCUGCUGGGCAUCAUCGACUGCAGACCCAACCCUGGAUACAGCGGGCUCUUAUUCCACGAUGAUGGAUCAGGGAAGAACGUGAAGCGCUCCAUACACGGGAUGGGCCAGAUGAUGUCCACCAUGGUCCUCAACAGGAAGCAGUCCUUAUUCGGAGGAGGAGGGGCCAGAGGGGCGGGGGCGGGACUUGUGCUUGAUGGACAGAGAGGCAAAGACAGUAUCGACAAGAUGGACCUGACGGUGAUGGACACCAAGCUGAAGAUACUGGAGAUACUGCAGUUCAUCCUGAACGUGCGUCUGGAUUACCGCCUCUCCUUCCUGCUGUCCGUGUUUAAGAAGGAGUUUGUGGAUGUUUAUCCGAUGGCUGACGCAGACGCCACCACUAACAUGGAGCACGCAG